Molecule: messenger RNA, 1076 nt
Organism: Erpetoichthys calabaricus (reedfish)
Lineage: Eukaryota; Metazoa; Chordata; Cladistia; Polypteriformes; Polypteridae
Product: M-phase inducer phosphatase 1-B-like
Exons: 6
Coding region: 633-1076 (147 amino acids)
Source: RefSeq, a predicted model, not a curated record
UGACAUUGCACUUUAGCCAAUUAAUACAAAGCAUUCGUCUCUUUCUUUUUUUCUGCAUUUCUUUCAUCACGGGGGCCCGGCCAUAGGACAGGACACGCGCGCAUAUUUUUUGAGUGACAGCGUCUUUAACGAAUUGCUGCUCUUCUUUUAGUUUGUACAGGCGGGCUUUCUUUAGCUUCACUGGAGCGGUUAGAGGAUUUUAAAAACGGAAGAUGCUAUUGGUGGAGAAUAGUGUGCGAAAUUUAAACCCCUCGCAUUUUAUCAGUCAAAAAAGGAGAACGUGCGAUUAGGCAGGGAAUUUCAGGCAUGUUCUGGGAGGUUUACAAAGUGUGAAGGGGCGUCCAGGGAUCCCUCUUCGUCCUGGCUUUUCAGAUAGUUCAUUAGGGACUUCCGUGUCGGCUUUGCAAUCGGAAUUAUGCUUUUCAGGAUUUUGUCUUCGGCCUAGCGCUUCGAAUCGGCGAGAUCCUGGAUGGGAACUUCAGAUCUGUUUGCUUCUCCUUGAUUUUGUGCUUACAGCCUGGAUUUCUUGACCACCACCACCACCACCGAGGAAUCGGACCAGAGUGACCAGGGAGCUUCUCCAUUCGGCGAUCCGGGCUUCUCUGCGCCCCGCUGUGAAUGUGUUUGUUGCCAUGGAGGACAAUCCUACAAGUGACAGCAUGAAUUUUCGCUCCGGAUGCCGACUGAUAUUGAACACGGCUUUGGAAAAGGAAUCCUCGUUCUGCAGUGCGGAUCUGGCGGCGUCUCCCAUCACUGACCUGGCCAGCAAGUUGAACAGCCUGAGCGCCUUUGCUGAAGGCAACACACCAAAGUGCCGUCUGGACCUCUCCAAUCUGAGUCAAAAUGGCGAGCCCGACGCCUCGGACACCGGAGAGCCAGGUAAUCCCAGCUCUCCUUGUGCUUUGGAGUCUCCCCUGCAGGUUAAAAGGAGCCAGCGCUUUAAAGGAUUGCGGUCUUUGCUGCCCACGUUGAUGUGCAGCAGUCCGAAAGUCGGCCCUCCUGUGAACAGAGAACAUCGUGGAGAGCUGGAAGACCUGAGCAACAAGGAGAAUGCAAGUGGUGUUUACUGGUGUUAA